CUUUAAGAGCCACGCCGCCCGGUGCUAACUCCUUGUGUUUUAUCGUUUCAGGUCUUCCUCCAACCGACACUCAGAUGAAUCACACCAAGCUAAUGAAGACUAGGAAAGACAAGGGUGCGGCCGCCGACGCCGCUCUGACUAAGGCCAAGGCCAUCCAGGCCGCUGACUCAAAUUCCUCCGCCUCUCAGGCCGAUCGACGUACGGUCGAAGCGGAGCAGCACCUUAUCGCCACGGUGAUGGCUCAGGGCGUCCAGGUGCCCCUUGCUGACUCUGGCGUCCCCAACGUGGUGGCGCCCCUGCAGACGGUCCUUCCUCCGGGUGGAGAAAAAGUGAAGGAGAAGAAGACGAAGAGGGCCCGCGAGGCUGGCUCUUCGGCCCCCGUAGAGCAGGAGGCAACCUUUUUCCUCUUGGGACGUCCAGCCCAUGACGUCUGGCAAGAAAAUGCUUCUCUGGCCGGGGUAGAUAUGCCGGCCCAGACGUCCUCGGAGGCUACUAACGCUGCUUUAGCCGCCGCUCUUCAGGUUGGGCUCUCCGUGCUGCAGGGUGAGGCUGUGAGGGAUGCUGACGCCCUCCAGGCUAAAAACAAAGCGGACGCCGCCUUGAAGAAGGCUCGGGAGGCCGCCCGUCUUCUAGAGAAAGAUGUGGCCGCCAAGGGCGAGGAGUUGCAGGCCGCCCGGCAAGAAGCUCGUGAGUCAGCCGAGCGUAUUGCUGCCUUCGAGAAGGCCGGGUUCAAGCUGGUUCCAGUUCUCCCAGCUCUGAAGGACAAGGCCCCUGAGUGGCUCGUUGAUACCUCUGGGUAUGAGAAUACUGGGGCCUUCAUGGUUGCCGCCCAGAGGUAUUGUGGUGGCGCAUUCGGUGAUGUGUUCUCAGCCGAGCUGCAGAAGCAGGCGCCGAAAGAUCGCCUCAAGUUCGGGGUCCGGGUCUUGGAGAGUGCCCCCCUAUCUGACAAGUUCCUAUAUGACGUUGGGGAUAGUUCCUUCGUCAUUGGCUAUAACGAGGGGGUAAAGGCCACGCUUCCUGUCUUCACUGCUCUGCAUGGUCCUGGCUUCAACUUGGACCAGCAUACUACAGAUCCCGAGCUGAUCCGAGCUCUGGGCAAGCUGGAGCGGGACGCUCGUCGCGAGGAAGCCAAAGCCAGGGGCGAAGUUCCGGAGCCCCCGACCCCUGAGCCUGAGCCCGAAGAGGAAGAGGAUGCCGUCCCUGGGGGGUCCCGGGCCGUCUCUCCCAAUUU
This is a messenger RNA of Cuscuta epithymum, 1231 nucleotides long. The record is from the annotation of a GenBank genome assembly. Lineage: Eukaryota; Viridiplantae; Streptophyta; Magnoliopsida; Solanales; Convolvulaceae.